AUGGGUCGGAAGUUUCUGUGCAUUCUGCUGAUCGCGAUUCUUGUCGCGGCCAGUUUCCACGUGUCUGAAUGCAAGAAGAAGAAGAAAAAGCGGACAGUAGCGACGGAACCAGCACUUGACGAAAGCGAAACCACCACAGUGGUAACCCGAUCUGCAACGAAAACGGCAGCAGCAGGCGAAACAGCGUCGCAGAAUGACGAACCAGCUGCGGACGCGGCAGCAGCCGACGAAGACGCAGACGCCGACGCGCCUUCGGAAACUAUUCCCCCGAGGAAGCCGGCAGCCACUAUAACGCCGGCUACUAAGGCGGCGGCUGCUACGGCGGCAGAUGCGGAGGAAGAUGCGGAAGUAGCGGAAGCCGCUUCGACAGCUGAUGCUGACGUGGCGACGAAGGGCGACGACGCCGAUGGCGACGCGGCUGAGGCUGACGCCGCCGCAGAUGCCGCCGAGCCGGACGCCGCGGAUGCCGCUGCGGAAGACGGCGCAGCGGCAAAGGCGGCGACAGGCAAGCCAGUCGCGGCGGACGACGAUGCCGCUGCAGCUGAUGCGGAAGGCACGGAAGAGGCGGAAGGCGCUGCGGCUGGUGGGACCACAGACGACGCGGCUGCGGGUGGUACUGCGACUGCAGCAGCGGCGGCGACGGCGGCGGCGGCGGAGAAGCCGAGUUCGGCUCCUGGGUCCGUGUCCGAUGCUGGCCCUCUUGCAUGGAAAUCCGCUAAUAUGUCGCGCGACGACAUUGAUCCCAAAGGCCCGUGUCGCCGCGACAUCAAGCUGCACUGCCAGGGCGUGGAGCCGGGCAACGCGGUGCUGUCGCUGUGCCUCACCUUCCACGUCAAGAAUGAGAAGUCGGGCAACGAGCUCGGGGGCCCCAAGGUAUCCAAGAAGUGCAAGAAGGACGUGCGCGCGUUCAGGGCGGAGAUGUACAAGGACCUCAGCAUGGACAAGGCAUUGGCAACGGCAUGCAAGGCGGACAUCACCAAGUUCUGUGAUGACGACUUCCUCUACCCCGAGCCCGGCAACGUCGUUGCCUGCCUCAGGGAGGUGAACCAGGUGGAGAAGCUGGCGGACGAGUGCCGGGCGGAGGUGCUGAGGGCGCAGCUGGAGGCGGCGGAGGAUUUCAAGAUGGACCCGCAGCUCAACCAGCUCUGCUCUGCCGAGGCUGACCGCCUCUGCAAGGGCGUCGAGCCGGGGGAAGGGCGCGUUCAGGAGUGCCUGAGAGAGCACCGAGCGCAGCUGGCGUGGGACUGUCAGGCGGAGCUGUUUCGGCAGGAGGUGGAGAACGCGGGGGACAUCCGCCUCAACGUGCGCCUCUUCCAGGCGUGCCUCAACGACCAGCGCCGCUUCUGUGCCGACGUCAAGUACGGCGAUGCGCGCGUCAAAGACUGCCUGGAGGACCACCGCCUCGACCCCGACUUCUCGCCCUCGUGCAAGACGGAGUUUGAGCAGAUGAUGGCGCGGCGCGCCACUGACUUCCGCCUCGACGCAAAUCUGCGCAAAUACUGCAAGGGGGACAUUGCAGAGAUCUGCUACCCAGACGCGGAGGACAUAUCGGACGUGGCGAAUUUCGAUGCCAAGGUGAUCGAGUGUCUGCAGGACUACCGGGAGGAGCUCAAGGACCCCAAGUGCAAGGCCGCCGUGCACCGCCUCACCGCCCGCGCUGCUGAGAGCAUCCGCUUUGAUCGGCCCCUGGCUGACGCCUGUCACGAGGACCGCACGACCAUCUGCCGGGAUGUGCCGGACGGCAUGGCGCAGGUGUUUCUGUGUCUGCAGGACAACAUGGGCAAGCUCAAGGAGUCGUGCCGCACCGCGCUCUUUGAACAGCUGGUGCGCAUGGCGGAGGACAUCGACUUCAAGUUCCCCAUGAAGCGCGCCUGCGCCUCGGAGCUGCAGAAGUUCUGCAAAGACAUCCCGCAUGGCCAUGCGGCGAGGGUGAAGUGUCUGCAGGAGAGCAUAGACAGUGCGGACAUGGGAGAGGAGUGCCGCAAGGAGGUCAAGCGCGACAUGGCCCGCUCAGCCGGAGACUACCGCCUCAACUACCGUCUGCACCGCGCCUGCCUGCCUGAGAUCCAGAAGCACUGCUCGCACGCGUGUGACGCCGCCAGCACCAACGGCUCCGUCACGUGUGCGGGCACCGUGGUCAAGUGCCUGCAGGAGAAUCAGGAUCAGAUCGAAUCCGAAUCCUGCAAGCAGGAGAUCACGUCGUUCAGCAUCCUCGAAGCAAAGGACCCGCUCUCUCUCGACGUGCCCCUGCAGGCGGCCUGCAAGGGCGACCUGCAGACGCUGUGCCCGGAUGUGGGGAGGGACCAUGGGAGGAGCUUGGCUUGCCUGAGGGCCAAGAGGGACCAGCUGAGUGCGGCGUGCAAGAAGGAGGAGAUGCGGUUCAGCGUGAUGGAGGCCUCGGAUAUUCGCAUCACCCCUAGCCUUAUGAAUGCCUGUGGGCAAGAGCUGCAGAGCUUCUGUCGUGACGUGCCGCCCAGGGGAGGGCGCGCGUUUAAGUGUCUGCAGCAGCACGUGAGCGACGUGGGCAUGGGUGCGGCCUGCCAGGGCGAGGUGAACCUGCAGGUGGCCCGCAAGGCCGCCAACUACCGCCUGGACGUGCGGCUCAGGGAGGAGUGCCAGGGCGACCUGAAGCAAUACUGUGAGGGCAAGGAUGCGGGCAAGGAGGGGCACGCCGUGGUGCUCAAAUGCAUGGUCGAGAAUUUCAAGAGCCUCGCGCCCUCGUGCCAGGGAGAGGUGUCCUAUGUGGUGCGCAUGGCACUCUUCCAGUACCACCGUGCGGCUUAUCUCACAUCGCCCUGUGACGACGCAGUGGACGGCAUCUGCCUGGCCCCUGGCGCCCCCAAGCCCAAGGAGAUCAACGGCGCUGUCAUCGGUGUGUUCGGGCAGUGCCUGCUGUCCGCACAGCCCGAUAAGCUAUCGGAGGGGUGCCGCGCGCUGGUGCAGGUGGCAGGGAAGGAGGGGGCGUAUGUGAAGGGCGGGCUGGACCAGGCGAAGCUGGAUGAGGCUCUGGCGAAACUGAAAGAGCUCCCUGCGGCAGCCGCAGCAGACGGGUCGACUGGCAAGUCUGGGCUGGUGAUUUCAGGCUGGCUGGCCUUCGCAGCUCUGGUGGCUGUCGUGGUUGUUGCUGUUGCGGCAGGCUUUGGCAUUUACCACAAGUAUUUCAGCCCCACUCGCAACUACACCUUGGUCGUCAAAUCAGCUCCCCCAGGCACCGUUUAG
Closterium sp. NIES-65 is the source of this 3219-nucleotide messenger RNA. NCBI's taxonomy places the organism in Eukaryota, Viridiplantae, Streptophyta, Zygnematophyceae, Desmidiales, Closteriaceae. The record is from the annotation of a GenBank genome assembly.